AUGCACUACGCAAACGGCGCGACUACUCGGUGUAAAAAUGUUCUUCCUAGCCAGUUGGCAGACUGCUCCGACCUCAACACCACCGCCUUCAUGUGGCGAGUCAUCACCGCCGAGAAACCUGACCUCAUCGUCUUCACCGGUGAUAAUAUAUUUGGGUCUGAUGUUAAAGACGCUGUGAAGUCCAUGAACGCUGCGUUUGCUCCAGCGAUUGCUUCUAAGAUCCCUUGGGUUGCUGUUUUGGGAAACCAUGAUCAAGAAUCUACGUUGACCAGACAAGAACUCAUGAAUUAUAUCGUGAAGCUUCCCAACACUUUGUCUCAAGUGAAUCCUCCUGAGGCUGCUCAUUACAUGGAUGGGUUUGGUAAUUGCAAUCUCAAAAUCCAUGGAGUUCCUAAGUCGAGUUUACAGGACAAAUCUCUUCUCAAUCUCUAUUUUCUAGAUAGUGGAGAUUACUCUAGUGUUCAGUCCUUAAAAGGUUAUGAUUGGAUCAAAACUUCUCAGCAGUUCUGGUAUGACCAGACUUCGAAACGUCUCCAGAGGGAAUACAGUGAAGAGCCUAAUCCUCAACAAGGUACAGCUCCAGGACUAGCUUACUUCCACAUUCCAUUUCCGGAGUUUGAUAACUUCGACACAAAGAGCGCCACAACAGGAGUGAGACAAGAAGAUACAGGCUCGGCAACCACAAACUCAGGGUUCUUCACGACACUGGUAGCUAGAGGAGAUGUGAAGUCUGUGUUUGUCGGUCAUGACCAUGUCAAUGACUUUUGCGGUGAACUCAAAGGUUUGAAUCUAUGCUAUGGUGGUGGGUUUGGAUAUCAUGCGUAUGGUAAAGCUGGGUGGCAGAGGAGGGCGAGAGUUGUGGUUGCUGAUUUGAACAAGAAGGGUACAGGAAGCUGGGGAGAUGUGAAAUCGAUUAGAACCUGGAAGAGGCUUGAUGAUGAGCAUCUCUCUGUUAUUGAUGAUCAGGUUCUUUGGAACAGUUCUCCAAGCGGAUCGGGUGUUUGUCGUUUAUGA
Messenger RNA from Brassica rapa (field mustard), 1014 nucleotides. Its product is annotated as probable inactive purple acid phosphatase 29. The record is from RefSeq and is a predicted model, not a curated record. Lineage: Eukaryota; Viridiplantae; Streptophyta; Magnoliopsida; Brassicales; Brassicaceae. Gene Ontology annotation, cellular component: cytoplasm. Gene Ontology annotation, molecular function: hydrolase activity, acting on ester bonds.